AUGCCACCACUAUCCAAGGAAACCGCAAAGAUGUCCACUAACACCACUCAGCUCCAACCCAAACCCAUCCCCGCCCUCUACACAGUCUACAUCCUCCGCUCCCAGCCCCGGCACGCCUCCCUCUACAUCGGUUCCACGCCGCACCCACCCCGACGGCUCUCCCAACACAACGGGCUCGCCAAGGGGGGUGCCUACCGCACCUCCAAAAAGUCGCUCCGGCCGUGGGACAUGGUCUGUCUUGUCUCCGGUUUCCCCAGCAUGAUCGCCGCGCUGAAAUUCGAGUGGGCGCUGAACAAUCCGCACAAGUCGCUGCUGAUCCCUGCCGACAAGCGGUCUGAGGCAGUCAAAGGAUUGGGCAGGAGGAAGACGGGACACCUCAAAAGGCCGAGGAAGAGCUUGGUCGGGGUGAUGGAGGCGUUGAGGAUGUUACUUGGGGUGAAGAGUUUUGGGAGGUGGGGUUUGAGGGUGCAUUUCUUUGAAGAGGAGGUGUGGAGGGUCUGGGAGAGGAAAAACAGCGAUGGAGGAUUGAGGGCAGAGGUGGUUACGGAUUUUGGAGGUCUGGCAACGGCAUUACAAGGGGUGGGCGAAGAAGCCGAUGGAGACGAUGACGACAAUGACGACGCACAGGACGGGAAGAAGCACGGCAUAUAUGCUUUACCACUCGAUUACAUGCCAAUAAAGGAAUACGUCACCAAAGGUCAGGAGAUAUUUGAGUUUGAAAGACAGGGGGGCUGUGUCGUGUGUAAGGAAGCAAUGGAGGCGGGAAGGGGUUUAUAUGCCAUCUGCCCGAAUAUAGGCUGUGAAGCUGUGGGGCAUAUUGAUUGCUGGAGUCGGUGUCUCCUGAAGCAGGAAGCAAAGAGGGCUGGAACUGAUAAAGGGGACGAGAUACUGCCAGUCAAAGGCGAGUGUCCAAAGUGUCACGGCGAGGUCCUUUGGAGGGAUAUGAUGAAGGAAUUGACAUUGAGGAUCAGGGGACAGGCGGAGGUAGAUAAACUGCUGAAGAAGAAGAAGAGGGCACGGGCGGCGGCUAAGGUGAAGGCGAAGGGCAAAGACAAGGCCAUUGAGAAGGAAAGCAAUGCGAAGCGGAAAACAGAGGUGAAUACGACUCCUCAGCCGAUGAUCGUGGAGGAUAGUGAGGCCAGCGAAGACAGCGAGUUCCUCGAUAUUGCGCAUCUCUAG
Sordaria macrospora k-hell is the source of this 1179-nucleotide messenger RNA. RefSeq lists its product as uncharacterized. Gene Ontology annotation, cellular component: Slx1-Slx4 complex. Gene Ontology annotation, biological process: double-strand break repair via homologous recombination. The record is from RefSeq and is a predicted model, not a curated record. NCBI's taxonomy places the organism in Eukaryota, Fungi, Ascomycota, Sordariomycetes, Sordariales, Sordariaceae. Gene Ontology annotation, molecular function: crossover junction DNA endonuclease activity; 5'-flap endonuclease activity.